AUGGCCAACCACUUCUUCAGUAGCACUGAACUUCCCCAGUGCAUUAACAACACCAACAUCGUGCUAAUACCAAAGAAGGAAUGCCCGAGUGGAGUCAACGAUUAUAGGUUGAUUGCAAUGUUUAACGUCGCCUAUAAAUGCAUCUCAAAAGUCUUAGCACUUAGGCUAAGAAACAUCUUACCCUGCAUCAUCUCCCCAGCCCAAACAGCCUUUGCUAAGGGACGAUUAAUAGCAAAAAAUACCGUUGUUGCAAAGGAGAUAGUCCAUUCAAUGGGGAAGAAACGAGGGAAAAAUGGAUUUAUGAUGAUUAAAUUAGACAUGGAGAAAGCGUACCAUAAAAUGAGCUUGAAAUUUAUUGUAGAAGUCCUUCGAAGCCUAAAGUUUGAUGAAAGAUUUAUAAGUUGGGUGAAGAAAUGUAUUGAAGUUAAAAGAAUGGGGAUUCUUCUUAAUGGUACUGUACAAGGAGUGAUUUCCCCGAAGUGUGGCUUGCGGCGAGGUGACCCGUUAUCUCCAGCUCUUUUCAUUAUUGCAGCUGAUGUUCUCUCCCGACUUAUCAUGGUAAAGAAUGAGGCAGGGGAGAUAGCUGGUUUCAAGUUUAAAAGAGGCAGACCAGCCAUUACACAUUUGAUGUUUGCCGAUGACAUAAUAUUCUUUGGUAAAGCCUCAGUUAAGGAAGUGAAAAGCUUUCUAAAUUGUUUUGACGAUUACUGCGCAUGGUCAGGACAAGCGGUCAAUUAUCAAAAAUCAACUAUUCACUUCACCCAGGGUGUCUCUAACAAGAAGGCUGAUGAGAUCAUGAACGUCUUAGGAAUGAAAAGGAUGCACAAAGAUUUCGCGUACCUCGGAUUGCCUCUAUUUAAGUCGAUGAAGAGAGCCAAAGACUUAAAUUUCCUUGUGGAGAGGGUCAUGCAACGAGUUAAAAGUUGGAAAACAAGAUUGCUAUCCAAGGCAGGUCGCGCUUGUCUUAUUCAAUCGGUAGGCUCUUCAAUGGCUACUUAUGUAGCAGCCUCUGAUGUCAUCCCCAAAAAAAUAGCAAGAAGAGUGGAUAAAGAACUGCGUGACUUCGGGUGGGGCGACUCGGCGACGAAAAAAACUUGGCAUACAAUUGAUUGGAGCUCAAUCUGUCAAUCAAAGUUGCGGGGGGGCCUCGGGUUUAGAAGAAUUGAAACUAUAAAUACAGCUUUUAUCCUUAAAUGGGGAUGGAAGGCUCUUACGGAUAAAGACAGCAUGUGGGGGACCAUUAUCCAGGCGAAAUACCUUAAUGGAAGGAGUUUCUUGGAUGCUGAGAUUAAUAAUGGGGACUCAAGCUUUUGGAAAGCCAUACUAAGAGCUAGAUCCCUACUUGUUAAUCAAGUGUGUAGAAUGAUUGGCAAUGGAAAGGAAACGUUUAUUUUGUUCGAUCCGUGGGUGCCUUCUUCAAACUGA
Cannabis sativa is the source of this 1425-nucleotide messenger RNA. RefSeq lists its product as uncharacterized. The record is from RefSeq and is a predicted model, not a curated record. Lineage: Eukaryota; Viridiplantae; Streptophyta; Magnoliopsida; Rosales; Cannabaceae. The transcript has a single exon. The coding region runs from base 1 to 1425 and encodes 474 amino acids.